GCAAAAUGUCCAGCAAGUCUUUGAUCGUCUGAAAGCAGCUCAGGACUCUUGUACCGCCUCAUCUGUACCCAACUCAUCUCACAUACGAUCUUCACGCGCGACUUCUCGUGGUGAGCCUUUGAAUGCUUCUGCUAGGUCGCAUUCUACUAGCAGAGUGCCUGACAUGGACGAUAUUCACAGUGGCACCAGCAGCAGUAGCAGCGGCGACCAAACCGAGCUCAGACGGCGUCGUCCACCGUGCAACUCGCCCGAUUCCUUGACUCGGCGAACCAGGCGAAGCGUUCAUUAUUCAUCUCCGGUAGUCACCUCUCACGCGCAAUCCUCUACAUUCUUCCCUUCGUCAACAUGUUCUGAUUGUCCCGCACUUAGUCCCGCCUCCUGGGCUCCCGCACUGCUCUCUGAACUCAAGCGACUUAUCUCGAACCCCCGUAGUCUCUUCUUCCGAAAUCCGAUAGAUUUGUCCACCUAUCCGGAUUACCCCUGCAUUGUUAGCUCCCCAAUGGACUUAUCCACCAUCACAAGACACUUGAAUACUGUUUUAUCCAGUGCCCACCAAUGUAGAUCUCUCCGAUCAAUGCCCAAAACUCACUAUCGCUGCGCACAUGAUUGCCUCCGCGAUCUGAACUUGAUCGUCACCAACUCCAAAAAAUAUAAUACAGAUCCGAACACUGCGGUUUAUGAAGAUACAGUAUGGCUUGAAAGUUGGAUCACUGAAACAUUUGUCCCCUUCAUUUCGAACACUUUAUCGACAACUCACUCUCCCUCACCGGGGCCAAAUCAUUCCGAAAGCAGGUCAGUGCGCUCAGCUCGUAGGAUGACCCAUCGCACUCCUAUGCGUCAAUCUAACUUGGCCUGUCGUCGACUCGCUUUGAGAAAGGCUCGUUCUCGUUGUAUUCGGCAAAGAUUGUCUGGAUUGAAGGCUGCUACAUCGAUCGCCCCUGAAUCCACAGUGGCCGCUACUAGACAUGUUAGGAUACCGGAGCCUCCGCCUUCAUUUCCUCGGACGUCCAGAGGUCGCAUUGUGCGACCUCCCAAACGCGAUGAACACAUUGUCAUCUUUUCGGACACUGACGUAUCUGACUCAGAUGAGCAUUCACGAAUCGCAAAGGUCACACGGCGCACCACAACAGCUCAAACCGUUACAACUAGAUCGGCCUGCUUUGUUUAUGAAUCUUUAGUUGGCUCCAGCAACUUGGGCUCACGUCGGAGCAAGCGCAGGCGACGAGUGCUCUGAGUAUUUGUCACGUAACCACCUGGAUCGGCCGCGCUCCUUUUUUCUGACCCAGCUCACCUUCCCUUAAUGUAAAGACGCACUUUUAGACUUUGCAAUUUACAAGGUGUUCUGCUUUUGGAACUGGCGUAACGCAUUGGCUAUCCCCAUGUCUUUGUUUUCGUUUUCUUUUUCUACCACAAAUGUAGCAAUUUUUGCAUUCCUUGUAUGUACAGCAAGCAAUCCUCUUCUCAAUGCGUCAUCAUUAUUCACAUAAUAUAUUGACCUAGGUUUGCCUUUUUUGUCACCCAAUAUACUCGGUCAUUAUUUGGUGGUUUUAGGCUGUUUUACCAUCCGC
Molecule: messenger RNA, 1568 nt
Organism: Dicrocoelium dendriticum
Lineage: Eukaryota; Metazoa; Platyhelminthes; Trematoda; Plagiorchiida; Dicrocoeliidae
Source: the annotation of a GenBank genome assembly